AUGCCGAUGCUCAAAGAUCCUUCCAAAAAAUAUAAGCCAUACAAGCCGCUGAACCUCCCUAACCGAACCUGGCCGGACAAGCAAAUCACUUCUGCACCAAGAUGGCUGGCAACGGAUUUGCGUGACGGAAACCAAUCUCUCCCCGAUCCAAUGGACGGCGAGCAAAAAUACCGGUUUUUCAAGAAGCUCGUCGAGCUCGGCUACAAGGAAAUCGAGGUUUCCUUCCCCUCUGCGUCCCAAAUCGAUUUCGACUUUACCCGCCGCCUUGUUGAGGAGCCCGGUCUUACCCCCGAUGAUGUAUGGCUCCAGGUUCUCGCUCCAUGCCGUGAGGAUCUCAUCCGCCGCACUGUUGACUCCCUGAGGGGCGCGAAGAAGGCCAUUCUGCACAUCUACCUGGCGACCAGCCCGUGCUUCCGCCGGAUUGUCUUCAACAUGGACAAGAGGCAAAGUCUUGAGAAGGCUGUGGCUUGCGCCAAGUAUGCCCGCUCAAUCACCAAGGAUGACCCUUCCAUGGCUGGCACGGAAUGGCAGUUUGAAUUCUCCCCAGAGACAUUCUCGGAUACUGAGCCUGAGUUCGCUGUGGAGGUUUGUGAAGCUGUCAAGGCUGCCUGGGAGCCGACUGCCGAGAACCCCAUUAUCUUCAACCUGCCCGCUACUGUUGAGAUGUCUACUCCCAACGUCUACGCGGAUCAGAUUGAGUACUUCUGCAAUAGUAUGACGGAGCGCGAAAAGUUCGUUGUGUCCCUGCAUCCCCACAACGACCGUGGCUGUGCUGUUGCUGCAGCUGAGCUCGCACAAAUGGCUGGCGCUCAACGUGUCGAAGGUACCCUUUUCGGCAAUGGCGAGCGCACCGGUAAUGUCGACCUGGUCACUCUCGCUCUCAAUCUCUACACACAAGGUGUUUCGCCCAACGUUGACUUCUCCGACAUUCCCUCCGUUAUCAAGCUUGUGGAGGAGUGUAAUAAGAUUCCUGUUAAUGAGCGCUGGCCUUAUGGUGGCGCCCUGGUCACAAGUGCCUUUAGUGGAAGUCACCAAGAUGCCGUGCGGAAGGGCUUCUUGCUGCGUGAGAAAGCCAAUGCGACGGAUGAUGAUGAGUGGGUCGUGCCAUACCUCCCUCUCGACCCGCAAGAUAUCGGAAGAAACUACGAGGCAGUUAUCCGAGUCAACUCCCAAAGUGGGAAGGGUGGAGCUGCCUGGAUCAUUCUACGCAGCUUGGAACUGGAUCUCCCCCGUGGCCUUCAGGUUGAGUUCAGCAAGAUUGUGCAACUGGAGACUGAGAAGGUCAACCGGGAGCUGCGACCGUCCGAGCUUGUCACCCUUUUCGAGAACGCCUAUCAUCUGAAGUCGAACCCCCGCUUCACUCUCAUCGACUACAAUAUCACAACCGACCGUUCCCAGUCGCCUGCUCCGCCUGAGCCCGGUAAGGCGCUUAACACUCAGAACCUUAAGCGUCGUUUCACCGGUAUCAUUGAGAUCGAUCGUGUCCAGCAUGCUAUUACCGGCACAGGUAAUGGUGCUAUUUCAGCCCUUGCCGCGGCUCUGUCCACUCUCAGCAUCGAUCUCGAUGUUGUGGACUACAAGGAGCACUCCAUUAGCCAGAGCAAUGCAGGUGGUCUGGGCCGUGAAGUGAAGGCCGCCACGUACAUCCAGUGUACUGCCGCCGGCAGCAAGGAUCAAGUAUGGGGUGUCGGAAUCCAUGGUGAUGUUGUACAAGCAUCUCUGAUCGCGCUGCUCAGCGCUGCCAGCUCCUUCCUCACCUCCCGCACCGACUCCCCAGCCCCUUUCCGCCCCAUUCGUUCCAACACCCUCACGAAUGAGGACCUCCAGGCCCUCGAGCAAUUGACCGGCUCUUCUACGACUGCCGUUGCCAACGGCGGUCUCAGCGCCAAGGUCAACAUUGAGAACCUGACCAAGCUAGCUGAGCAGCAGUAA
Molecule: messenger RNA, 1932 nt
Organism: Penicillium canariense
Lineage: Eukaryota; Fungi; Ascomycota; Eurotiomycetes; Eurotiales; Aspergillaceae
Product: 2-isopropylmalate synthase
Exons: 5
Coding region: 1-1932 (643 amino acids)
Biological process (GO): L-leucine biosynthetic process
Cellular component (GO): mitochondrion
Molecular function (GO): 2-isopropylmalate synthase activity
Source: RefSeq, a predicted model, not a curated record